UUCGCAGUCCGGUAAAGUCAGGAAAAGGCGACAAACGUCAGUGACGGAAUAUUUGUACGUGUAAUUGCGCGCUUUAGAUUUAUCGCUUUCUUUGCUGCAAUUUGCAAUCUAUUUCUGAUCGUGAAGUUCUAAAUACUACUUAAAAUUCAAUUAUCUAGCAACAGCCCAAAACUAAGGUAAAAGUGCUGGGUGAAGAGCAAUUAGAACCAAAGUUGGUGUUUGCAGCGCGUAAGUGGUGUGAGAAAAGGCGCCGAAAAGUGUCGUCUAAGCAGACAAUUUCUAUUGCAAAUAUAUACCAAAAUACAUAUAUAAAGAUUUAAAACACGUGUCUACAUAUUUGCGAAAUUACAGUUUUUGCAAAGAGUGUGUUUGUGUGUGCCGAAAAAUAAGUUAUAUCAAAAUAAAAAAAGUGAAAAAGAGACAUAGUUGUAGCAGUUCGCACAAAAAUUUUAAACAUUUCGUUCCACAAAAAUGUCUGUACCCGUUGCAAUCAAGACAGAGGAAGUCAUUUUGGAGAGCACCGAAUACAACAGCGCAGAGGAAUUGGACGAGGAACUACAAUUACAAUUAGAAGAUUCCGGAGGUGAAUACAUUCAGUACCAGGCGGAGCCACAACUGCCACAGCGUCAGCGUCACUCUAGUUCCGGGAUGAAUUCGAGCAAUGGAACAACAAAAAGUGGUAGUGGUGGCAUCACAGCUAGCAGCAACGUUACCAAUAACGGCGGCAAUAAAAAUCUUCUGGAGAGUGAGAAACGUAUGCGACGCGAAAUCGCCAACAGCAACGAAAGACGACGAAUGCAGAGUAUCAAUGCCGGUUUUCAGAAUUUACGUUCGCUCCUACCGCGCCACGAAGGCGACAAGUUGAGUAAGGCAGCGAUCUUACAACAAACUUCCCAAUAUAUAUACGAACUAGAAAAUCAGAAGACACAACUUUUGAACCAAAAUAGUCAAUUGAAGCGACAGCUUGGUUUACAUGAGUCAAAUACGGCGGGCGCGUCAUCUGGGGCCGGAGAAGUUUCUACCCCUGGCAGUAGUGAAACAUUGAACAGUGGUAACGUAGCCAUAAAAAAGCGCAAACUCACUGAUAACAUAAUCAACCUUCAGACGAUAAGUGACUCUUCCGAUGAAGGUUUGGGUUCAAUGUCACCAGAACCAACUACACUUCUGAAUGCAGGUGGUGGUAAUGUCAAUGCGAAGAGUCAAGUGAUUAUUGCACAUAAUGUUGCCACCUCCAAAGAACUAAGCGAAAUGAAAAAGCAACUGGAAAAAGAACGUCGAAUGCGCACCAUGUUAGAGGAAGAACUGCAAAUGAUAAAACGGCAAUUAUAUUCAGUGGCAACAGCGCCUGCAGCUUCUACAUCCACAUACAUUCCACGUGAAGUUAUCGAGCAUACAGACAAUUUGGUACGUGAAUCUAUAGAGGAACUGCCAUCAGGAGCCGUGUCGUACGUUGAAAUUGAUGAAAUGACCGGUCAACGGCAGGUUGUUGUUUGUUCGAGUAUUGAAGAGUUGGAGAGCGAGGCUGCAGCUGCAGCAGCAGAAAUUAUCACUGAAGACAAUGUACAGGAAGAGGUUAUACUUUCAUCGACUUCAUCCACCGAAUCUGAACAAGAAGUUAAUGCGAUUGCCAAGGCUUACGCUGAGGGUUCGUCACCGUCAGCAGCUGUUCUUCAGCCAAUACUUCAGGCUGCCAUCAAGGCAACGCCAAAAGUGGAAGUGGAACGUAUACAGGAGAUAAUUAAAGUAAAAACAGAGAAAAUUGAUCAACCAAGUGGUUUAACACGUUCGAGGCAAAAUCUGGAAACUAUUGUCGAGGCAAUAAGACAUCUUGAAGGUGAUCAUUUAUUUGCUGACGGUAGUGAACAAAAGUUACAACAACAUCAGCAAAAUCAAAGAGCACAGGAAGCUCCUCUGGCGCUGACAACAAAAGUUCAAAGAGCCACAUUGGCAGAAUUGAGUCCUUACCUGCAAAUAAAAGGCAGUAAACAAGUAACAAUUGUGCAGCAACCAAAUCAACAAAAAGAGAGUGGUGGAAAUAUCAUGCCCACCGCCAUUUACAAAGUGCAAACAACGGCAGCGGGAGCGAGUAAUAUAGGCACAGGCCAAGGUGCUCAACAGGUAACAAUCACAACGACGGCAUUAAAGCAGGUCCGGCCAGGUGUCAUUGUUGCCAAGCAGCUGUCUUGAUUGCAUUCAACAGCAAAAGCGUCUCAGACCGCUAAUACAAAAACUAGAGUUAUAGGAGUGAAUGAAAGUUCAGCUAACGCGUCACGAGAGGCAGGAGAUUUAGCAGUGUCCAAUGCAGUAGCAACUGAUGGUUUCCUGAGGAAAAAUUUAUUCAAAGAAAAAAGGUCACAAUUGGAAUCGUCGGCGAAGGUUGCAACCAAUCUAGUCACCAGACUAGUGGGACUGAGCGUCAGACGAAAACUAUCAAAUCAAAAGUCCAAAAUCGUUGCAAAUGAAAACUUGACCAAACCUUUAAAAAUAAAUUUAACAGUUGAUAAAAAAUUCGCCAGCAACAAAUAUAUCCAUAACACUGCUAAGAUAAUUGCACAUCCAUCAAAACCGGAAUCUUUAGAAAAAUGUACAAAGACUGCUCAUAAUACCAAAUUUGCCAUUGCACCAACAAAGGCUACCAAUAAACUCUCCACUAUUCAUGUUUUGCCAACAGCUGGUCCAGCGGCAAAAUCUGGAAAAUGUAUUCGCUAUUUAACCUCUUCAAAUGGGAACUCUGCUGCUGUCAAUGUAAAAGCAAUUGCAACUACUCCUACACUAAUUACAAAUGCUACUAAUGCUACUACUACUACUUUAAAUGUAAAAUAGUAAUAGAAUAAUAAUUGUAAUAGUAAUAUUAGUUCUUGUAAUAUUUGACUUAAGGUGAUGAAACGUCAGCAAGCAAAAUCUUAUUGCUACCAAAAUUGCUAAUGGUAUUAAAUGCGAAAAAACUACAAAAAUUCAUAAAUAAUAUACGAAUAAAUGCAUAUGCAAGAACAAAUACCUACCCAAAAUCUAACAAAGAUACAGGGAAUAAAAGAAAUUGAUUAGUCGUUCGUGCGAAACGUUUUAUUAGUCAAUAAACAUAAUUAUAUAUUAUAAAGAACAAUAUUAAUGAAGGAUAUAUUAAUACUUAUAAGCAUAUGUAUUGUAUGUAUAUAAAUUUAUAACUACAUACAUAGUACUAUUCGAACGAAAAACAAAAUAUUAGUUUAUUGUGUUUGAAUUUAAACCAAACUUAAAUUAUACUUCGCUUAGCUAUGUAUAGUCACGAAUCGCGAUUGAUUUCCUAAUAACAUUCAAACCAAAUUUCAACAUGAAUGCCAUCGUAAUUUCCUUCUGAAACGUACCAAUCGCAGCAUUUUAAUGCUUGCAGCUACUUUACGUCUUUUCAUGCAUUCAUAAUUUGUCAACGAAAUUCGUCUGCCAGAUUUUUAAUGUAGUUUAUGCAAAUAGACUUUCAAUGUUUCACAAUACAUAAUGUAUAUAUUUGUUUUAAGUGAAUUGAUCAGCAAAUUUAAGACUUUUAUAAAUGAAGGUUGUUUCGCAGAAGUUAAACUAAGUUUAAUCUCAUAUUAUGACAGCCUUAUUAGAGAUUUGUUAAAUGUCAUAUGAUUUUAUAAACUUGUUUAGGGUAAAAUUUAACUCAGAAAAUAUGACUUAGAAAAAUUUGUAUUUAGAUAAAUUAUUAUAUCAACAUUUCAAAAAUUUCUAACAUUAUGUAAUAUGUGGGUAUGUGAGUAAUGAAAUUUAAGAAACCGAUCGAAAAAUUUCACUAUUACGUAUUACAUAGUGCUUUUUAAAAAUAAACAAUGAGUUAAAAAGAAACAAAUUUUUAGUUCAAUUUUGGUGAUGGCUUUGGGCUUACAUAUCAGUGCUUCGCAUUGUAAUUCAAGUAUAUUACCCUGAAAUUUCUUCACUACUUAUACAAUAGCAUUGCAUAUGAAAAAUAAUGGAAAUAAAAUCGAAUAUGUAUUCGGAUUUACAAUCUUUGUUGUGUUGCGACAAAGCCUUUAGAAAGUCUCUUUGUGUCAACUACAUACCACUAGCAACUACAUCAUUUAAAAGUACACACCAAAUCGAUCCAUUUUGACUAGAUCUUACAUAAUACAAGCAAUAAACAGUAAUGACUAAAUACAAAUAAUAUUAAAGUACAAAAAAUAGCUACAUACAUAUGUAUACAAAAUGAAUAGCAUUUGCAUUCACGAUACGUUAAAUAGACAGUUUUGUUCAAAAAACCUUUUAUUUAAAUUAUAUUGAAAGUAUAAAGGCCACAACCGAUAAUUUUAUAACCCUAUGGUGGGUGUACACAUAAAAAAUAUGCAAUUAAUUUUAUGAUACAAAAUCUUAUUUUAGUAGUAAGCGCUCAGUACCAUCGCAUUAGUUAAGUUACCGCAUGUGUGUAUCCGCUUCAAUCUAAUACCCGACGUAUAAAGUUUACAACUAGUUAUUGUAAAAUCUUAUGACAAAAGAAAUUUCGUCGAUAAUAAUAAUUAUUUAACUGAUAGUUACCCCAGCUGCAUCCUUGCUUCACCUUGGUUUGACCAUUCAAAAUGUUCUUUGAAAUACCAAUACGGAACCCUUAUCAGAGGAUACAAAAUAGAAACUAAUACACAUAAAGAUGUUAGACAUUGCAAAGUGUGAAAGGAUAUGUAGAGAUAAAUGUUAUAUAUGCCUUUAAAUUUAAGUUCAUUGAUUUUCGUUUAUCUUUAUGUUUUGUUAACUGUUUGUAUAAUUAAAUAAUUAUCAAAAUUUAAAAGCAAACAUAAAAGUAAUGUGUGUAUGGAUAUAUAUUUCUUCCUAUACAAAAAGAAGUAUAUACAAACAUACAUAUUAUAUAGGGGUCAUGUAAGAUUUAUGUGUGUAAUUUUAUGCUAAUUUUUUUAGCUUGAAGCGAAAGUAUGAAAAAUAAAUGAAUUAUUUUAUUUUCUUCACACGUAUAUUUUUUAUCCAUUUUGUGUGCCUACAAAAACAAGAGAACUUUAUUUCAAUUUUAUUUAAGGAAUUAAAUAAAUACUUUUUGAAAAUUAUUUGUUGUUUGACUUUUAUGUUUUUACCGAUUUAUUUUUUUUUUUUUUUUACAAGAAAGUUGUAUUUCUGCCUAAUUUCCAUUCGCAUACAUACAUAUGUACAUACAUACGUAUGUAUGUACAUAGCUAACAAUUGACAUCUGAAGAUGGUAAAGAGGAAAAUUCAAUUAUUUAAUAAUUAUGUUUUUAAAUGCAUAUUUUUAUUUAAUUGUGAAAAAUAUAAGUGCUCGGCCGUGUUAGGGCAGCCUAAUCGAAUAAAACUAUAUCUAAAACAUCUAUUUACUUACAUACAUACGCCCAAGCAUAGUCCGCUUCAAAGUGCAUACAUCCUUAUGCGCUUAAAUAUUUGCAUAUUAAGCUACAUAUAUGUAUAAUCAAUCGCAGACGCAAACACAAUAAAAAGAAAAUCGCUUCGACUAUUUCAAGUAGCAAAUAUGAAUACAUAAUACUUCUGCUUGUACAUAAACAUAUGCCCGCAUUAUUUAAUUAUGAAAUCCAGAAAUUCAUUAGUGUCCGAUUAUAUUGUACAUAUAAAUACAUAAGUACAUAUGUAUGUAUGUACAUUUGUAUAUCACGAAUAAAAAAUGUAUAUGUACACAAGUAGAAA
Bactrocera neohumeralis is the source of this 5631-nucleotide messenger RNA. It is a transcript of the gene crp, whose product is annotated as helix-loop-helix protein 11. The transcript is spliced from 3 exons. Gene Ontology annotation, biological process: regulation of transcription by RNA polymerase II. Gene Ontology annotation, molecular function: RNA polymerase II cis-regulatory region sequence-specific DNA binding; DNA-binding transcription factor activity, RNA polymerase II-specific; protein dimerization activity. Gene Ontology annotation, cellular component: nucleus. Lineage: Eukaryota; Metazoa; Arthropoda; Insecta; Diptera; Tephritidae. The coding region runs from base 472 to 2187 and encodes 571 amino acids. The record is from RefSeq and is a predicted model, not a curated record.